CGUAUUUCCUGUUGUGCCAAGGUCCGCUCAGCUGAGAAAGUGCUCUCGAGUCUCUCCUCCUCUCAACAACAACAACAACAACAACAACAACAACAUCAACAACAACAUCGCGCUCACUCAGAGUAAACCUCCUCACGGAGACAUUUUAUAUUUUAUAUCUUAUAACUGCAGUUCGUCAGCAGCUGCGGGAACACGCGUCACAUCGCGAGAUCUCGUUAGUCUCGUUCUCAGGACGUCUCAACCGGACCGUGCUAACGUUAGCUCAACGGCUAGCAACCAUUCACUCUUCAAACUAUCGAUUAACCGAAACUAUGGAUCCGAUAGGAGUCACAGCGGAAACACGGAAGAGCCCGUGGGGUUCGGCGGCGGCGGUGCCGGCGGCUCCGGCCUGCUCUCUGGCCGAUGUGAUGAGCGAGCAGCUGGCCAGACAGAUGGAGGAGGAGAACGAGGACUUCCCUACGCUCACUGAUCCCGGAGCUGAUCUGUUGUUGUCGGAUGAAGUUUCCGAUACAACCAGCGACCUGAUGCUCGCCAAGAUGCUGCAGAUGCAGUUCGACCGCGAGUUCGACGACCAGCUCCGUCGGGAGGAGAAGAAGUUCAACGGAGACAGUAAAGUGUCCAUCUCCUUUGAGAACUACCGCAUGGUCCAUCCGUAUGAAGACAGCGACAGCUCGGAGGACGAGGUGGACUGGCAGGACACCAGACACGACCCCUACAGAGCCGACAAACCGCAGACGACGCCCAGGAAGGGCUUCACCGGGAAAGGCAAGAACAUCACGACCAAACACGACGAGGUGACCUGCGGCCGCAAGAACACCGCUCGCAUGGACAACUUUGCUCCAGAGGUCCUCGUCGGCGACGGGUUGGGGAUGGACCUGAAGUUGUCCAAUCAGGUGUUCAACUCUCUGAAGCAGCACUGCUACAGCGAGCAGAGACGCAGCGCCAGACUGCACGAGAAGAAGGAGCACUCCACCGCCGAACAAGCAGUGGACCCUCGCACUCGUCUGCUCAUGUAUAAAAUGGUGAACGCCGGCGUGCUGGAGCACAUUAACGGCUGCAUCAGCACCGGAAAGGAGUCCGUCGUCUUCCACGCUGACGGAGGGAGUCUGGAGGAGCAGCCCGUUCCCGAUGAGGUGGUGCUGAAGGUGUUCAAGACGACGCUCAACGAGUUCAAGAACCGAGACCGCUACAUCAAAGACGACUACCGCUUCAAAGACCGCUUCAGCAAGCUGAACCCACGGAAGGUCAUCAGGCUCUGGGCCGAGAAGGAGAUGCACAACCUGACCAGGAUGAAGAAGGCGGAGAUUCCCUGUCCGGAGGUGGUGCUGUUGAAGAAGCACAUCCUGGUGAUGUCUUUCAUCGGUAAAGACCACGUUCCCGCUCCCAAACUCAAAGACGUCAAGCUGGGUUCAGAGGACAUGAAGAACGCCUUCUACCAGGUUCUCCACCUGAUGCAGCUGUUGUAUCAGGAGUGUAAUCUGGUUCAUGCUGAUCUCAGUGAAUACAACAUGCUGUGGCACGAAGGGAAGGUGUGGCUGAUAGAUGUCAGUCAGUCCAUCGAGCCCACCCAUCCUCACGGCUUGGAGUUCCUCUUCAGAGACUGCAGGAACGUCUCCACGUUCUUCCAGAAGAGAGGCGUGAGCGAGGCGAUGAGCGUGUACGAGCUCUUCAACGCCGUGAGCGGGCUGAACAUCCCCGUGGGUGCAGAGGACGAGGCUGAGUUCAUGUCUGAGAUCGUGGCGUUGGAGAAGAGGAACGAAGACCACGUGCAGAAGCGAGGAAAGAAGACCUUCCCCGUGUCCUCCGAGGACGGCGGCCCUCCUUUAAAACCCGACGCCGACGACUAGCGGCCGCCCAGCACGCUCUCUCUUCACGAUCCCGCCGUGUUGAAAACACUUAAUAAAAGAGGUGAUGAACGGAGGAGCCCCCCCCCCAUUGGAGGACCCCGCCACCACCCACUGACCCACCCACCAACUGCAGGACGGAGCGCCUCCUCCCGGCUGCAGGAGGGAUGAGUUUCACCGUGUUGGAUGUUGAAGUCGGAGCGUCCUGAGCCGGUCUCCCUGAAGCUGAGACCACAUCUCAAAAUGCUCCCGCUGCUUUAUCGGCCCAACGCCGACUCUGGUUUGUGUUUUUUUUUGUAAGAAUCGCAGUAAAAGAAAAAGCUAAACGAGGACCUGAUGGAAGGUCAAAGUCUUUAUUUUAAAUUGUUGUUGAGUUUCUCGGGAGUGAGGGUUGAGUAAGAACUUCCCUUCCUCUCCAGUUGUGAUGGUGACGGUGAGAACGAAGAGCGUGUUGGGUUUGGAUAUCAAACUGUGUCGCUUCAUACAGCACACACACACUGUGUGAUAGUGGAGCAGAAAUACCACAGAGUGCAGUUUCACACUAUGUUUAAUCAUUUACUGAUAAUAUUAAAUAAAAAGAACACAGAGAUCCAGAUGCUGCUUUUUAAAGCUCAGAUUUAAAGCUGAACUCUUGUUGAUGUGUAAUUAUGAAUCUCACAUGCAGGUAAAUUAAAGUCGUCAUUAAAUGUAUUAAACAAGGAUUGUCUGUGGUUGUUCUCGCUGUCUGUCUGUCUGUCUGUCUGUCUGUCUGUCUGUCUGUCUGUGAGACUGUCUGUCUGCAGACCGGUGGUGACAUUAAAGGAUGAAGAUUAAAAAGAAA
Messenger RNA from Dicentrarchus labrax (European seabass), 2664 nucleotides. It is a transcript of the gene riok3, whose product is annotated as RIO kinase 3 (yeast). Gene Ontology annotation, biological process: maturation of SSU-rRNA; protein phosphorylation. Bases 312 to 1847 code for a protein of 511 amino acids. Lineage: Eukaryota; Metazoa; Chordata; Actinopteri; Moronidae. The record is from RefSeq and is a predicted model, not a curated record. The transcript has 13 exons. Gene Ontology annotation, cellular component: preribosome, small subunit precursor; cytosol. Gene Ontology annotation, molecular function: ATP binding; protein serine/threonine kinase activity.